GUUAGUUACUGUUUACAAUGCUCUCCUCACCGGCAGGAUAGCGCUUGAGUCAAGGCUUUAUAGCAAGAAGCUUCCAUGGACGAAAAGCCUCUGCGACGCCGUUUGUCUUGUUCAGUUGUGGAAUUUGUGGAUAUAUCUAAUUUAGUGAGGUCACGCAGCUCGUGCACGAUGACGUCUGUGGGGGAGAUAGAGCCCAGUUUACUGCCGAGCCACUUCAACUCCGCUUUACGACAUUACAAAUCGUCUGCCUGCUCGGACGGCACCGCCACUAAUCUGGCAGAACGCCGCAUUAAAGGACGCCCGUCUCCCGGGAGGAUGUUCUAUAGAGAAAAAAGUGCACCGACAAGGGGCGAAAAGCAGCUUGUAAGCGGGAUUUUACAAAACAGGGGGUUUUCAAACGCGGACGCCAAUCUUUAUAGUACCGCCGUUCUUGAACAUCAGAACGCUUGGAGGCUCGUUCCUGCUUACCAGCCUUCCUCCGACAAAAACGACACAACUCCAUUACUGACAGUACGGCGUUUACAGUGUCGAACGCGAGAGGAGGAGGAGAUGGACACACCUGCCUGUGCGUCACAACAAGCUGGAAUGCAAGAUACCAAACACGAUUACGACGAACAGGAAAAAUCUGGCGGCAUUCAUAUUUAUCUUCCAAGAAUAGAAAUUGACGAAAGUUAGAUUAACACUCGAUACUGCCCCGAUUGCUCAAAAAGACUGACUUUUAAGAGGCAGAUUUUAAUAAGGCACCAUUUGCCAUUAGAUGUAACUGUUCAAAGUCAUAAAAAAGUGCACCUAAUGUAGUAUCAUGCAACCCUUUGUGAUACUUUUUCUAAGACAAGUACCAUUGAAGUUGCAUAGACACCUGCUCAGCUACGACAUUUUCUCCUCAGUAUCUGAGUACCCUGAACAACGCUAAUAAAUAGACGUUAAUCGUUUUUUUGUAUCUAUUCAAUGCAUUGAUCUUUUCAUAUCUUGCUUUAGUCUCAUUUUACCUACAUUCACAGGAAACCUGUCAGCUGUUUCUGAGGAGACACUUCAAGUAACGUGUACCCUGACAUACAGGUAAUCUAUAAUUGAUCACCGUUUUUUAUAUAUUGAUAUUUCAUUUUUGUGAAUAUAAAGGCCUCAGUACAAAGUGACAGGGUGUCCGCGAGUUUGUCUUGAUAAAGCACUUUACGUCACGACUUACUUGGUUUAUUGCAACA
Messenger RNA from Lingula anatina, 1202 nucleotides. RefSeq lists its product as uncharacterized. The record is from RefSeq and is a predicted model, not a curated record. NCBI's taxonomy places the organism in Eukaryota, Metazoa, Brachiopoda, Lingulata, Lingulida, Lingulidae.